This is a messenger RNA of Aspergillus melleus, 2148 nucleotides long. RefSeq names its product 5'-methylthioadenosine/S-adenosylhomocysteine nucleosidase family protein. Gene Ontology annotation, biological process: nucleoside metabolic process. Lineage: Eukaryota; Fungi; Ascomycota; Eurotiomycetes; Eurotiales; Aspergillaceae. The transcript has 2 exons. The record is from RefSeq and is a predicted model, not a curated record. Gene Ontology annotation, molecular function: catalytic activity. Bases 1 to 2148 code for a protein of 715 amino acids.
AUGCCUACCCUCAACCCGAACCUUUAUACCAUUGCAUGGAUCGCCCCGCUUGAAAUCGAAGCCCAGGCUGCCCUACACAUGUUGGAUAAAAUCCAUGCAGGAGGAUUCCCGGUUGGACCUGGAGACGACUAUGUGUUCCACGCGGGUGAGAUCUGUGGGCAUAAUGUCGUCAUUGCCACGUUUGCCACUGUCCAACCAUACGGUACAAGCUCUGUAACGUCUCUUGCCAGCUAUAUACGUAAGCAUUUCCCGAACUUAUGGUUUGGGUUGCUUGUGGGUGUUGCUGCAGGCCUUCCGAAUCUCACAUCCUCUCCGCCGCGUGAUAUUCGAUUGGGUGAUAUCCUUGUAGCUCAACCGGUCGCAGAGAGCCCAGCAAUAAUCCCUUAUGGGUUAGGAAAGCAGAAAGGAGGCAUGGGCUUCGAGUUGCUGCCCAGCGGGCAUUCCUUGCCCCAGGCAGAACGAAUUGUGAGGUCUACAAUUGCUAAGAUUAAGGCAGUAAACCAAGAUACAGAGGCAGUUUUAGGCUAUUACAAGAUGAUGGCAGACACCACGACGAAAUUUCCGGACCCUGGGCAAGAAAAUGAUACUCUUUGUUUGCCUGGUGACAAUAUACCAGUCCGGCGAGAACGCCGCCGAGAUACUGAACGGAUACGUGUGUGGUAUGGCCCGCUCGGAUCCGGUGAUAAGCUACUGAAAAGUAGCCGAGAUCGAGAUGAACUACGAGACAGGUAUAAUUUAAUUGGCCUAGAAACGGAGGCAGCAGGGGUCAUGAAUGAAAUACCCGUUGGUAACAUACGUGGUGUUUGUGAUUAUGGCAACGAACAAAAGAACAAGGACUGGCAGCCCUUUGCUGCUGUGAUGGCGGCGGCCUUUACAAAAGUAGUGUUAUCGGAGAUACCGCCCAAAUCUGCAGUACCAUCAAUAGUCCCGAGAAUUGUCCAAGUCUUCACAGUUGAGGAUAAAGCCUGCCUGCGAGACCUGCUGGUCACUAACCCUGAAGAUGAGCGACAGCGCAUUGAGGACACAAAGGGUGCUUUGCUAAACGACUCUUUUCGUUGGAUUCUGGAUAAUGCUGAAUUUCGGAACUGGCAUUGCAACCCGCAAAGCCAGGUGCUCUGGAUCAAGGGAAAUCCCGGCACGGGAAAGACUAUGCUCAUAAUUGGGAUUAUCAAAGAACUGUUGCGGCAAAAGCAGCCACAGUCAUCCCGAACAAUAGCCUACUUUCUAUGCCAAGCAACUGACCCUAAACUCAACAAUGCCACCGGCGUUCUCCGGGGUCUAAUUUACAUGAUGAUUGACCAACAGCCGCAUCUAGUUUCGCAUCUGCGGAAGAGAUAUGAGUCUGAGCCUAAGUUGUUUGAAAAUGGAGACCUUUUCUAUUCUUUGUCAGUAAUUUUCGAAAACAUGGUCCGAGAUUCAAAACAUACCACUAUCUACCUGCUUAUUGAUGCUCUCGACGAAUGUGAGGUGGACCUACGGCGUUUAAUAAUGCUUAUCAGAAAACCCUGCCCUAAUUCACAAGUUGAUGUGAAAUGGAUCGUCUCCAGCCGGAAUCGUGAUGAUAUUAAGCAACUGAUAAACUUCGACAAUGGAGAAGUUAAGCUCAGUCUGGACCUUAAUGCACGUUAUUUGUCCGAUGCUACACAUAUUAGCAUGAACGAAAGCCCCGUCUUAGAAUACUCACAAUUUUUACGGAGGGAACGUACCUCCAUUGAGCCGACAGAUUCUGGAUAUGCGUCCACUACCCACCAGAAGGAUCUGCCCCAAGAAGGGUACCGCACAAAAUAUAUUCAUGAUGUUCAAAGAACAGUCCCUGGUGAAGAAGGAUUCUCGUCAGCUCCGGCGGCAGCAAGCCGGGGGAAAACAGAAGACGACGACGGCGAUGACACCGAAUCUAUCUACACAGCUGGACCUGGCAUUUCAUCAUCAGGUCAGAGGAGCUACAUUUGCGAAUUGGUGGAUGAUUUAUUCAGAAAAAUUCAACAUGGUCAAGAAACUCAACAUAUUCCGGAAAGAAUUCACGGCAUACUCUCGCGGCUUCUGAAAGCAUUUGCAAUGAGGUUUGGCCAAUUUGGCUCCACUCAGAUACACCUGGAUAUCAUGGUGUUCAUCCGUCGACAUAGAGGGUACGUCCUUCCCCAGGCUUAG